This is a messenger RNA of Ruditapes philippinarum (Manila clam), 1856 nucleotides long. RefSeq lists its product as uncharacterized. Gene Ontology annotation, molecular function: zinc ion binding. Bases 61 to 1854 code for a protein of 597 amino acids. The transcript has a single exon. The record is from RefSeq and is a predicted model, not a curated record. NCBI's taxonomy places the organism in Eukaryota, Metazoa, Mollusca, Bivalvia, Venerida, Veneridae.
UCUUAUAACAAAAAAUUGAGACGAUAAGAAAGUUUCUAAACCUCUGAAAAAAGAAAAGAAAUGACUGCUAAUACCAGUGCAUUAACAACACAAGACUCUUACGAAACUAAGGAAAUGUACUGCGAAGAAUGUGAAAAACAUGGUGAUGGCUAUACACCUGCUGUAGCUUUUUGUGUAGAUUGUGUGGAAUAUAAAUGUGUGACCUGUCGUAAAUAUCAUAAGAGACAAUCAAAAACUCACAAAAUUCAAAAUUAUGACAGCAUGCCACAAGAUUUCUAUUUCGAAAAGUGUUCAACUCAUACUCGACAACUGAUCAAGUUUUACUGUUCUGUGUGUAGCAAAGAAGCCUGCCAAGAAUGCAAGGAUAAUGAACAUGUUAAAUGUAGUGACGUGAACCAUUUACCAAUCCUUGCUUCAGGCAUACAAAACAGUAAUGACUUAAAAGAUCUUCAACAGAACUUGGACAAAUUGUAUACCGACAUAAAAUACAUAGAAAAACUGUUGGAAGCCAAAAGUGAAGUGGUAGAUAAACAAGAGGAAAAGGCAAUUGAAGCAUGCAAGGAUCACGUAGAUAAACUGAAAGAAGCCUUCAAACAGCAUCAUCAAGAUGUGAUUCAUGCUUUAGAUAAGAAGAUAGAAGAAACCAUUGCAAGAUUGAAGAAACAAAGGUUAGAACUAGUUCAAGAGUUAUCUGAAAAGGAGAGAAAAUUUAAAAACAAGAUAACAAAAGCUGAAACAGGUAUGAAAGAAGAAGUUGUUAGCUUAAACAAAGAAUUUAAGGUUCUCCGGUCAGAACAUUUUAAUUUGGUUGAAAAUUUGAAGGCUCUUACUGCUGAUCUAGAACAAGCCCAGAAAUUAGGUCAAAACUGUAUAUUGUUUAUUAAAUUAAAAAUUACUGAACAACUUUGUGAAAAUCUUCGUCAAAAUUUGGAUCAAAUUCAGCAAACCUGCAUACUGUACUUCAAACUAAAACCAUCCAAUAUUCAACCAACAGAACUAUCUCUAGAGAGUGAAACAAGAUUUUUCACAUUUAAAAAAGUGCAUGCAUCAGCUGUAGAAAGAAAAUUUGUCUUUAAUUUUGAUAUCAACUCUCCCACUGAUCACAUAUCUUCGUUACUUGUCUUAUCUGAACAUACACUUAUAAAAUUAUAUUGGACAAAAUGUUGUCUUGUCAUAUACAAACUAGAAAAGUCUCAAGCAAAAUAUAUAGAUGAUAUAAAAUUUAAUACAAGUCCAUGGCAUAUAACAAAAAUUUUAGAUAAUAAAGUUGCUGUAACAUUUCAAAAUGAAAGAAUGAUCAAAAUCAUAACAUUUUCAAAAUACAUUAAAGUUUUAGAUAUUACUGAGAUACCAGGGAAUGGAUAUUGUACUGGUAUUGCCUACAUUAUGAAUCAACAUCUUGUAGUUUCUUAUUGGAAUCCAGCUAGUAUUAAGAUUCUAAGUAUGUCAGGUGAAAUAGUGAAAACUUUUGACAACCAGGAUUAUGGUCAGGAUAUGUUUAUAGAACCUUGGUAUAUAAUUGUCAGUCCUGACAAUCUGAUUUAUGUGUCUGAUUGGUACAAACACACUGUGACCUGUCUGACCAUUGAGGGUGAGGUGAAGGCUGUUUUCAUAAAUGAUCAACUGAAAAUACCUCGUCAACUUGCAGUAGAUGAAUAUGGAUCAAUUUAUGUUAGCGGAGCUAAAUUUAAAAAUAUCCAUCAACUAUCAAGUGACCUAACUGAAGUGCAGAUCUUGAGCAAUAAAAGUCAUGGAUUAAAUCAACCAGAGAGUGUUGCAUUCUGCCAAAAUACUAAAAGAUUGUUUGUAGGAAUGCCAAACAAAAUUAAAGUUUUCCAAGUGUCACACGAAUAAAU